AUCCUGGUCCACUCUUGGCGACCGGCGACGAGCCAGCUCCUGGAGACCAGCUCGGUCAGUCGGUACCGGUCCACCGACCGAUCAGGAUCGACAGAGAGAUCGGUGCACCACCUCAUUGAUACCAUCUCCGAGAACACUCCUUUGGGAUCGCAAUGCGGACGAGGUUGCAGCUGCUGCUGGCAGCACUGUUCGUCGCCGGCCUCCUGGUGGACGAUGCAGCCGGACAGAGGAAGAGGAAGUAUCGCAAGCGGCCCGUCACGACGACAGAGGCGAGUCUUCAGGAUGAGGUGAUGAACAUGCUGGAAGCUGACGAGAUAGCCGAAGAAGCCGGGCAGAUGACCCGCGGCGAGGACGAUGAACUCACGGCCAAGGAGGCUUAUCAGAUAGAUCCUUGCCUGGACAAGCACUGCGGAGCCGGUCGCAUAUGCCAGCCAUUAAAGGACGGUGGGGCGGAGUGCAUUUGCGUGGAGACGUGCGACGAAGAGUCCGACCCUCGACGCAAAGUCUGCACGAAUUACAACGAGACAUUCGGCAGUGACUGCGAAGUCUACCAGACCAGGUGCUUCUGCGAGUCGGAGGAUCCAAGGUGUAGAGGCGAGGAUUACCGACACGUUCAUAUAGAGUAUUAUGGCUCCUGCAAGCAGAUGCCGGCCUGCAAGGAGGAGGACAUGCUGGACUUCCCAAGACGUAUGCGAGACUGGCUCUUCAACAUCAUGCGUGACCUUGCCGAUCGGCAGGAACUGCCUUCUCAUUACUUGAAGAUGCAACGAGAGGCCGAGACGAACAUGACCCUGCGUUGGACUAACGCGGCCAUCUGGAAGUGGUGCGACCUGGAUGGACAUCCUCACGACAGAUCGGUCUCUAGACACGAGCUCUUCCCUAUCAGGGCGCCCUUGAUGGCCCUGGAGCACUGCAUCGCUCCUUUCCUCGACUUCUGCGAUGCGAACAACGACCAUAAAAUCACGCUCAUCGAAUGGGGAAAGUGCCUCCAGCUCGACGAGGACGACUUAGAGGACAAGUGCGACGAGCUAGCGGAAGCAGCCUCCAACAUGCAGUGAGCGAUAACCACCGACAAGCGGAGUACGGGAUAAGGGCCGGGUCUACCUGAAGAGGGAAAAAAAGUAAAUAAGUCGAAGUAGAGCUCGACCGAAUCCAAAUGCAUUUUCUUCCCCCUGGUUACCUGUGCGCAUCUCUUGUAGACCUUAUCAAUAGACCGCCGCAGCCUUUGUCUCAAUCGUUCUCCACGACUCCGCUGGUUUACAUACUCUGCAUCCCGUUUCACGAUAACCGGGCUCGAGCCAUUACGUGCCUCGAAACACCAUACCUAAGCAUUCUCAAAGAAACGGAGCCACGCUCCACCUUAUAGGACAUAGACUCACUAUUUUAAUCUGUAGUGACUUGUGUAUUCGUGUACUUUUAACGUAAGAAGCCCUCUUUCUUAAUUUUAUUAAUAAAGAGUAACUGCCAAUCUCCCCUA
Orussus abietinus is the source of this 1477-nucleotide messenger RNA. It is a transcript of the gene SPARC, whose product is annotated as SPARC. The transcript has 6 exons. NCBI's taxonomy places the organism in Eukaryota, Metazoa, Arthropoda, Insecta, Hymenoptera, Orussidae. The coding region runs from base 153 to 1058 and encodes 301 amino acids. Gene Ontology annotation, biological process: anatomical structure development. The record is from RefSeq and is a predicted model, not a curated record. Gene Ontology annotation, molecular function: calcium ion binding; extracellular matrix binding; collagen binding.